AUGGCAAUUCUUAAUAUGAAGAUACUCUCAUUUAAAACGUAUGAAAAGGUGGAAAGCAUUCCUUUCUCGCCAUUUACAUGUAUUGUAGGGCCUAAUGGUGCUGGAAAGAGCAAUUUAAUAGAUGCUCUAUUGUUUGUAUUUGGUGCAAGCCCGCAGGAAAUUAGAGGAAGUAUUCCUGCUAGGGACUGCAUGCCUCCCACAAGAGUUGAGCUGGCGUUUCGUGAUAAAAAUGGUGUUAUUAUAAAUUUAAAGAGGGAAAUGGCGAAUGAUUCAUCUUCAUUCUACAUAGACGGUGUGAAGGUGUCUUUUAUAGAAUAUUCUUCUUAUUUAGAGAGCCAGAACAUAUCGACAGUUCACAGAAACUUUCUUAUCUCGCAGAAUGAAGCACUCAUAAAAUCGCCAAAGGAGCUUUCAAAAUUCAUAGAAAAGAUAUCUGGGUCUUAUGCGCACAAAGAGGAAUAUAAGCUUUUGAAAGAGCAGAAGGAGCAGUUUGCAAAAGAGUAUCAGGAGUUAAUGGAGAGAAAAAGGGCAGCUGAAGUAUCCACAAAGGCGUACGAAGAAGUAUCUGAGAUGCACGCACGGCACAGAUUGCUUAUGGCAAGAAAAAGAGUUCUAGCAAGUUCGAAGAUAAAGAAAAAGAAGGCACAAAUACGCGAAACCCGGCAGGGGCUUGUUGGCCGGCUGUUAUCUAUAGAAGAAAAGGGAAACAGUACUGAAUUAAGGGAACUACAUAAGGAAAUGGCACAUAUACAGACACAGCUUAUUAAGUGUCGGGCUAUAAAAAGCAGCAUGCAGCACAGAAUAGACUUAAAAGGUGAGGAAGAGGCCGAAAUAGUUAAAAGCAAUGAAGUACGGGCCCAGGGGAUAGUUAAAAUAAAGGAGCAAAUAGCAGAAGCAGCGGCCCAGAUAGAAGAUUGUUUAUGGCACCUUAAAAACACGGAAGAUAUAGCAUCUGCACACCCAGGAUGGAAUGAGAAGUAUCAAAGAGAAGCGCUCAUCCAAACACUUUCUCAGAUACAGCGCGUGGAAGACUCAAAAAGCAUCUUGCAAAUGAAGAUACAUGUGAAUGAGAUUAAAAGAGAACUGAAAGAAUUAAUUCAGAAGGAGAAGGAGCAGAAAGACAUGGACCGUCAAGAAGUUAUGAGUAAUCGUUUAGCCCAUCUGAACCAGGCACUUUUGGAGACGUUGAAAGAACUAUCCUGCAGAAUGUCUCGUAGUAAGGAUGUAGAGUAUAACUCAAGACUGGGAUAUCUUAUUGGACGAAUCAAAGAGAGUAUUCCACAGGUGGUGGGCAGGGUCUGUGAUUUGGUGGCGUGUACUGAGGAAAGGUAUCAAACUGCAAUUAAUGCUCUAAUACACUCAAAAAGAAACAUAAUUAUCAUAGAGCAGGAAAAGCAUGCACAGCCAAUUCUUAAUGGACUGGCGCAGUCUGGGGCUGGGAGAGUGACUAUUUUGCCAUUAAAUAGGCUUAAUUCAUAUGGGGGCGCAGGCCGGCCUGAUAAAGAAAACAUUUCAAACCAACAGACUAGGCUGGAUUCACUUCCCGCUGGAUACAUUCGGUGCCAAGAUGUAAUUAAAAUAACAAAAGACAUAAAAUAUGAGGAAAAUGUGCUAAUUGAUUAUAUAUGCGGAAGGGCAUUAAUAUAUUUAGGAGAGGGGUCACCAACUUAUGCUGCUGAGAAGGUAAUUACUCUGGACGGAAUAAUUAUUUCGCAGGAUGGAUCAGUUAGAAAGAUUGCAUCGCGUGGGGAUGAAAGCGCAAUAAAGGAGCUUGAAGAGAAAAGAGAUGCACUUCUGACGGACAUUAAGGCAGAGAGCGGAGCACAGAAGUCCGCACAGGCAGAAAAGAGAAUUUAUGUAAAAAGCGAGCAGGUCAUAGAGCUUGAAAAGCGGUGUGAGGAAGCAGAAAGAUACUUAAAAGAGACAGAAGCAGAGAUAAAAGGCCAAAUAGAUGAAAUAGUAGCCAAAUCACAAAUACCCUACAAAAUAAUACAGCAUGCCAAGGAGGAGGGUGUAAUUGAUUCUUCCUCAGCAAAUAAGAAAACAGCUCAAAUAAAAAAGAAGGAGGAGUCCUGGAGAAAUCGACUAAAUGACUUGAGGCAGGCACUGAAUAAAUUGGAGAAGGUGCCUGUUCGUGUGGCAGAAGAAAUGGAUGAAAGCACAGAAGCUCUUAAUAAAGAAAUAUUAGAGCUGGAGGCCAAGUUAUUAGAGGUAUCUAAAAGAAUAGAGCCAUCCUCAGAGAUUGAGUUGAAAAUGAUCAAAGAGCAAAUAGUUGUGCUUGAUGAUGAGAUUGAAGAGAUAGAACAGUAUAUGGCAGAAGAAGGCAUAACCGAAGAGGCUAUUCAGGAGGCGCCAAGCAGCAUGGAAGAAGAAGACUUGGAGAAGCUUGAAAGAGAAAUUACAAGCGUGUCGUCCUUUUUGUCAAAAAAAGGAGUUGUGGCAGAAACCCAUCAGAUAUAUGCACAGCUGGAAAAAGAGACAGAAGAAAAAAAGAAUGUGCUGGCAGAGGUAACGAGGCAGUUCCAAAAAGUGCGGAAGGAAAGGGCUGCGCUUUUCCUUAACGUAUUUGACAAAAUAAACACUCUAAUAAACCAGCACUAUGCACGGCUCACAGAAAACCCAUCUGGCCAUGUGCGGGCACAUUUGGGGCUAGAGAAUUCUUUAGAGCCAUACUUAGCAGGUGUGCAGAUAUUUGUCAUGCCUACUGGAAAAACAUUUAGAGAAGCUAAAUACUUAUCAGGCGGAGAGAAAACAAUGGUUGCGCUGGCAUUGCUGCUUUCUAUUAAUUCAAUAUAUCCAUCUCUUUUUUAUGUAUUCGACGAGCUGGAUGCUGCACUAGACAAAGAUAAAAUAACGUGCCUUAGAGAGUCGCUGCAGGAAAUAAAUGCACAGUUUGUGGCAGUUACUCAUCGAAUUGAGCUAUUUGAAACAGCAGAUACUCUCAUUGGAGUAGCAAGGCCCCCGCAAGGGCACUCUCAAGUAUUUUCUCUAAAACUAUAAUUCAUUUGAAAUAUUUAUACAUGCGAACUAUUCUACUCUUAAACUGUAUCUAGGCAUGUUUUAUGCCAGCAUUGCCUUCUAUAGUGCUUUAUAACCCAUAGCGUAGAAGUUUUUUUGGACAAUACGUGGUAUUUUAUUCUAUUUAGUAAGGAGUUGCAUAUACUUUAAAUUACUUUAAAAAUUUCUUCUGAUAAACAACUACCAUUAAUUUGUGCGUGUUUUUAUAGGAGAAGGCGCA
Molecule: messenger RNA, 3238 nt
Organism: Nematocida parisii ERTm1
Lineage: Eukaryota; Fungi; Microsporidia
Exons: 1
Coding region: 1-3000 (999 amino acids)
Biological process (GO): chromosome organization
Cellular component (GO): chromosome
Molecular function (GO): ATP hydrolysis activity; protein binding; ATP binding
Source: RefSeq, a predicted model, not a curated record